GUCAACACAACUGGCACUGCUAAGAGUAUCCUACGACUUCCACAAGGCUGGUAACGAGUUAUAUGGAAUGCUGGUGACUACUUUGAAGCAGAAAGGAAGCAUACGGUUCGCAAGCAUAGUUCAACUGAAAGCCUUCUUCCUGCUACGUGAUCUGUCUCACCUCCACGAGCUUCAGUAACUGAGGCCUCCAGGGGCUCCGAGGGCUGUCGUACAAUACUCGGUAGCGCCUAAGCUGGGAGCUGAAGCCCCGACCACAGCGCCACCUGGAGGACGACCGCAGCGGCUGCCGCCAUGGUGGACUUCGGCAAUACGCAGAAGGACCGCUGGGUGUGUCCCAACGACCGCCAGCUCGCGCUCCGAGCCAAGCUGAGGACGGGCUGGUCGGUGAAGACGCAGUCGCUGGAGCAGUACGGCGGCCAGGCGGACAACCCGUCGCUGAGCGAGCAGGAGCAGGAAACCAUCCUGCAGGUGAUCCGCCGCGCCGAGAUGCUCGACCUCACCGAACAGGAGCGCGUCGGACGGCUGGUGGAGCGUCUGGAGAACAUGAAGCGCAACGCGCUGGGCAACGGCACCAGCCAGUGCGUGCUCUGCGGGGAGACGUUCGGCGUGCUGGGGUCGCCCAGCCUCAUCUGCCACGACUGCAAGAAGGCCGUGUGCCAGAAGUGUGGCUUCGAGACGUUCACCGCUCACAAGGAGCCCAUUUCACUCUGCAAGAUUUGCUCUGAGACACGAGAAAUGUGGAAGAAGUCGGGCGCCUGGUUCUUCAAGGGCUUACCGAAAUAUGUACUGCCAGAGAAGAAGACGAAAGACGGUGGUGGGAAGUACGGAGUGCGCAGAAUACAAAGGCCAGGCCUCGAGAAGAACAGCUGGUCGCGAGCUGGCAGGCAAGGCCACAAAGGCGGCGCAGACGCGGAGGAAGAGAGCAGCUCGGAGGAGGAAGUGCCGAAGAAGGCGUACGCGCCGCGCACCAGCAUCCUCGACUCGGCGCCGACGGGCCCGCCGCCUACCGACACGUCGGGCUCCAACAGCAGCUCUGGCACCCGGCAAGGCAGUCUGGCCGCGGGUGAGCCUAGCCUGCGGGCUACUUCUCCCGGCGUCCCGUCUCAGAGAUCAGAGUCCCUAUCACUGGCUAGUGACGGAGAUCUUUCGGUAGGGCAGCCGGGCAGUGACACUCACCGUGCAAUGGCAUACCUUGGUGCUAGCACAGAUUUUUAUCAAUCUGAGACCGCAAGUAUGUCCAGUGUCAUGUACAGCAGACAAAGCAGCAUUAACCAGCCAGAAAUUAUGCGACAGCAGAGUUUGAUGGGAAUGACAACAAAUUCUUUCAGUGCCAGUAAUUCACUCUGGGAGGCAACAAUUCCAAACAGUAUUACAGAGGGACCUGAAGUCGCACCCUAUUCAGCCCAGCGUUCUCCAAGUUCCAGCCACAUGAGGAGGGACUCCCAGGCCUCAAGCACAUCACGGGACUGGUAUUUGUCAGAUGACAGAACAUCCAUAGGUAGCAGUUCUGUUAGUGGUCAGCACACAUCAAGUACUACCGGUGAUACAGCAGAAGAUUUUACUGACAGUACAGGAGAAAAUGGUAAUUACAACCACAAGAGGACAAAUGAAUGA
This is a messenger RNA of Schistocerca gregaria, 1614 nucleotides long. RefSeq names its product rab effector Noc2-like. Gene Ontology annotation, molecular function: small GTPase binding. The record is from RefSeq and is a predicted model, not a curated record. Gene Ontology annotation, biological process: intracellular protein transport. Lineage: Eukaryota; Metazoa; Arthropoda; Insecta; Orthoptera; Acrididae. The transcript has 12 exons. Bases 292 to 1614 code for a protein of 440 amino acids.